AGGUUUACACAGAAAGGCUCUCGCAACACUUGCUGCCCACACAGGUCAUAGCAUGGACGAGAACUAGAGCAGCUCAAGCUCAUCUUCCCAAUGCCAUUCCCCUCCGGUGAGCCCCUUGAGAAACAUGGUGGAAUAUUUCAAGAACCUUAUCAAGAACUUAAUACCUCCAAAGUUUCGUGAAUGGGUAAAGGAUUACUGCAAAAGGAACGGCUUGCUCACCUUGUCAGUGUUAGCGGUGAUGUCGGGUUGUGCGGUGGGAUUCACGUUAAGAAGUUUGAACUUGUCAACACAGGCGAAAAUCUACUUUUCUUUUCCUGGAGAACUUCUAAUGAGAAUGCUGAAAAUGUUGAUUCUUCCUCUCAUCACAUCCAGUUUAAUGUCUGGCUUGUCUGCUAUGGACACCAAAGCCAGUGGACGUCUGGGCCUUCUUACCAUCACAUAUUACUUGUGGACUACCUUCAUUGCUGUAAUUGUGGGGAUUAUUCUGGUACUGAUCAUUCAUCCUGGAACCGGCACUGAAAAAGAGGGACAUAAAGCCUCCGGAGGGCCAGUGAUGACCUCUGCUGAUGCCCUGCUUGAUUUGAUCAGGAACAUGAUUCCAUCCAAUCUGAUUGAAGCCACAUUUCAGCAGUAUAAAACAGAGCUUGUGCCCAAUUUUAAAAACAGCGAAAAAUCAUCGCAAGCCAACUUUGUGUACAUCAUGCCAGACUAUGACAACCCCAUGAUGGGUCACCCAGUGUUUCUGGAACUCACUCCUCCUCCUGAAAUCCACUACAAAAUUGUACCAGGGAAAAGCAAUGGGAUGAACGUGCUAGGAAUUGUAAUUUUCUCUGCCACUAUGGGUCUUCUGCUUGGUAGAAUGGGAUCCAGAGGUUCACCCCUAGUAAAUGUGUGUCUUUGCAUUAAUGAAUGUGUUAUGAAGAUCAUCAAUGCUGCUAUGUGGUACUUCCCAUUUGGAAUCGUAUUUCUGGUUGCUGGGAAGAUCCUGGACAUGCAUGAUCCUGUGGUCCUUGCGGAGAAGCUUGGGAUGUACUUCAUGACGGUUCUGGCGGGACUGUUCGUCCAUGGUGUGAUUUUGCUGCCGAUGUUCUUCUUCCUGUUCACUAGGAAAAACCCCUUUAACUAUAUCCGUGGCCUCCUCCAGGCUCUGGUUAUCGCUUUAGCAACUUCAUCCAGUUCAGCUACUUUGCCCAUUACAAUGAAGUGCUUACUGGAAAACUGCCACGUGGAUCGGAAAAUCGCUCGAUUUGUACUUCCUGUGGGAGCUACUAUCAAUAUGGAUGGCACAGCGCUAUAUGAAGCAGUGGCAGCCAUCUUCAUUGCCCAGGUUAAUGAGUACGAGCUUGACUUCGGACAACUUGUUACUAUUAGUAUCACAGCUACAGCGGCAAGUAUCGGAGCAGCUGGAAUCCCUCAGGCUGGCCUUGUUACCAUGGUUAUCGUUCUUACCUCAGUGGGUUUGCCUCCAGAUGACAUCUCACUUAUUGUAGCUAUCGACUGGAUCCUGGACCGAUUUCGAACAAUGAUCAAUGUUCUUGGAGAUGCAUUAGCAGCAGGAAUCAUGGCUCAUGUGUGCAGAAAGGACUUCCAGAAAGACAUCCAAUCCUCAAGCAACUCAGAGAGACGAGAUACCAUGAUAUCAUUCGGAAACCAAAGCGUGCAGAGCUUUCCCACAUCUGAGGUUCCACUUCUGGCAAACAGGGACUACAUCUUAGAGGUUGUCGGUGACCAGGUGAUCGAGAGGCCGACUGCCUGUUAUAACCUUUGCCAAGUCUAACUUUGACAGAUGAUACCAAGCAGGAGCAGAAGUUGCCUCAACUUCACAAAAACCUUCCCCCUUUUCCUCUACUUUGUGCCAUUCUGUCUUUUUACGGUUACCAAAAGUGUCGCCUUUGGUGACCUUGAAAAAUUAGAACAUUUGGGUGCUUUUGACACCUUAACUUGGGGGUUUUGUAAAUUAUAAAAACAUUUUUUUUUAUGUUCAUCUUCUAGACUUGCCUUAAAAUGCAGCAGUAAAUGACAGACCACAAUAAUACCACCACAUCCAAAAGAGAAACCUUACACAAGUAGCAGGUCGACUGGGGCUCCAGAUGUGGAUCAUCAGUUGCCUUGUCAUACAGUGUACUGUGACAACAAAAUAUGAUUUGUAAUGACUGUAAGAACAGAGAUUGUUUUGUGCUUCAUUGUGUUCUUUGUGCACAAUUCCUCUGUUCAAUAUAUCUGGGAUGGCAAUUUGAUUAUCAUGUUUGGAUAAGUCACUGUACAUUACAAAUUGUUUGUUUUCUCAAUAAAAUAAAUAAAUUAA
Molecule: messenger RNA, 2305 nt
Organism: Carassius carassius (crucian carp)
Lineage: Eukaryota; Metazoa; Chordata; Actinopteri; Cypriniformes; Cyprinidae
Gene: slc1a8b
Product: solute carrier family 1 member 8b
Exons: 11
Coding region: 125-1777 (550 amino acids)
Biological process (GO): L-glutamate transmembrane transport
Cellular component (GO): plasma membrane
Molecular function (GO): L-glutamate transmembrane transporter activity; glutamate:sodium symporter activity; neutral L-amino acid transmembrane transporter activity
Source: RefSeq, a predicted model, not a curated record